CUUCUCAAUGGUCGAGGAACAUCUUGAUGAGUCAUGGGAAAGUAUUCUGUAGUAGACAGAUGAGAUAAAAAUGUUAUGGUCUGGAAGAAGAGCAUCCAAUUACAUCUGUGGUAGAAUGGAAACUCUGGUGUGUUUUGAACACAUUUGUGAUGGGACACCGCCCCAAAAGCAGGAAGCAGGAAGCGGACUACAGCGCAGGGCAUUCUGGACGCUGAGGAGCUGGGAGUCCUGGUCUCAGAGGUCCUGCUCUCCAUCUGGCCGCCGCAGCUGCGCUCCGCCGCCACCGUCAUAUAAGGUUGUUUUUUUUUUUUAAAUUUCUAGGGUGUCAACUUUCAGUCAAGCUUGAAGAAGAAACAUUUUGUGUAAACUCCGUGACGACUGCGCGCCGAACGAUCGACCGAAACAAAGGAUCUUCGCCUCUCGUCCCGCCGACUCCGUCAUAAUGCCUGGAGUUAGGGAACUCAUGGAGCUGAGGAGGGUCCCCACGCAGGGUGAUGAUGACAGCACCGCCAGCUUGGACGAGCAUUUCACAAGCACCACUGAUGUGGAGAAGUCCACCAUCGCCAGCAGGCAAUAUUUGGACGAAAACAACGAUGAGGAAGAAGAGAGGUUCUUAUCAAACGGGCUGAUGAAGAAGAAGAAAUAUGAGGAAGAAUAUCAUCCGGGCCACGCCUCCUUCGGCAUGUCGGUCUUCAACCUGAGCAACGCCAUCAUGGGCAGCGGCAUCCUGGGCCUGUCCUACGCCAUGGCCAACACCGGCAUCGUUCUCUUUACAAUCCUCCUGGUCGCUGUGGCCACUCUCUCCUUAUACUCUGUUCAUCUUCUCCUCAUGACGGCAAAAGAAGGAGGAUCUCUGAUCUACGAGACGCUGGGGCACAAAGCGUUCGGUUGGCCGGGAAAGAUGGCUGCCUUCAUAUCGAUAAUCAUGCAGAACAUCGGAGCCAUGUCCAGCUACCUCUUCAUCGUGAAGUACGAGCUCCCUGAAGUCAUCCGAACCUUCUUACGCUUAGAGGAGAAUUCAGGGGAAUGGUACCUGAACGGCAACUACCUGGUGGUAUUCGUGUCCAUCGGAAUUAUUUUGCCGUUGUCCCUCCUGAAAAAUUUGGGUUACCUGGGCUACACCAGUGGUUUUUCAUUGUCUUGUAUGGUCUUCUUCCUGGCUGUGAUUAUAUACAAGAAGACGCAGCUGCCCUGCCCUCUCCCUUUCAUGUACUCGUCCAACCUCAGCACGAACGCCAGCGACAUUUCCAGGCUGUACGCGCUGCAACACAACACGUCGCAGAUGGACUUCUCGCGCGCCGAUGUCUCCCCGGUGGUCACCACCGGCCAGGGCGACCACCACACCACGGGCGCAAGCUUCGAGCCUCACCCCGACGACAAGGAGAUGUGCAGGCCCAAAUACCUCGUCUUCAACUCUCAGACUGCAUACACUGUCCCCAUCCUGGCCUUUGCAUUUGUCUGCCAUCCAGAGGUGCUGCCCAUCUACAGCGAGCUAAAAGACCGAAGUCGGAAAAAAAUGCAGCGCGUCUCCAACCUGUCCAUCCUGGGCAUGCUCAUCAUGUACAUGCUGUCGGCUCUGUUUGGCUACCUCACCUUUUACGACUUCGUGGAGGCCGAGUUGCUGCACACCUUCACCAAAGUUUACAAGUUUGACACCAUGCUGCUGCUGGUGCGCCUGGCCGUUCUCACCGCCGUCACGCUCACCGUCCCCAUCGUGCUUUUCCCUAUCCGCUCCUCCAUCACCACGUUGCUCUUCAAGGGCCGUGACUUCAGCUGGACCCGCCACUUGGUGAUCGCCGCGCUCAUCCUGGCCUUCAACAACAUGCUGGUCAUCUUCGUUCCCACAAUCAGGGACAUCUUUGGCUUCAUCGGUGCUUCUGCAGCUACAAUGCUCAUCUUCAUCCUUCCUGCUGCGUUCUACCUUCGCCUGGUAAAGACGUUACCAUAUAACUCCUGGCAGAAGAUUUCGGCGGCGGUCUUCCUGGCCGUGGGGGUGGUCUUCAUGAUCGGCAGCUUGUCGCUUAUUGUUCUGGACUGGAUCCAUCACCCAACCGGCAGCAGCCACGCCCACUAAAGACCCCUCCUCCUCACUUUCGGAUUUACAUUUAAGAAAGCAGCCGUCAUUCUUUUCCAACCUCGCUACAAUCUUCGUCACUUCCCUCGAUUGAAUUAUUCAGAAAAUCUUCAGCGUAUCAGAUGUUCUGCUUCCUCAGAACAUCAUUUGGAGGACUUUUUUAUUAUUUCUUUUGUACGUUAGAAUGUAUCAACUUCAGACUUUGACGUAAUACGCCCUUACAGGCAGUCUGGAAUCAUCGUCGCGAUAAAGAUAUCGUACUUCCAGCUAUGAAGAUGUUGAGCAAAUCUUCCACCUGAAGAACAGCAUUGUGAUUGGACCGCGGGGCUGGAAAAGGUGAUGGCGUUUCCUGCCGUUUUCCUAAAAUUAAGCUACUUUUACAAAUGGAGUGUGUCGUCACCCAUGAAAAACAAGCACUUCGAUUACUUUUCAUUUAAGUGGAGAUGCAGUAGACACUCGUACAAAAAAAUGUGCACACAUAUCAAAACAUGUAUUUCUUUAAGCUACUGUCCAUGAAACAAAGACGGUUAAAUUGAUGAAAAACAAUGACAAAUCAGAAACCUUGCCAAGGUCUGCAUUCGUCAGGGACGAUUGUCUUGGCCAGCUGCACACAAGAAGGUGCUUUCAGUAUUAUUGUCAUGCAGAACUCUGAACAUGGAUGAGACAAAUGCACAUAAUCAGCUGCAACUACUGCAUUAAGUAGCAUUGUACAUAUCUCAGCCGACCUAUCAGAGUCCUCUGUUGUUCAGGUAACGUGAAGACAAAUGGUCAUUUCAAACAACAGGCCUGCUGGAACAACCUGCCAGACACAUAAAGUAGGGCGAGACUGCUGGAUGGAGAAUCACUUGUUACUUUUACGCAGAGUCAGCUGAAACAUCCAGAGGUAACUCGGAGUUUCAUCAGCGACAGCUGAAAUAGUUUCUCUAAAUAUCCGUAACAUCUACUCUCUUCUCUUGUUAUGUAUUUGUAUCGUAGCUCUUAACUCUCAGUUCAAACCUUUAUCAUGUGAAUGCUACAUUUGUAGCCAAGUUGCAGAUACCUGCUGAUAUGAGGCUGGAGACCGGCUGGCUUUUCUAGAAACUGGAGCUCGGAUUCGGAAGUGAUGUCAGAGCCGAGGGAAGCUCAUUACUUUAGCUAGACACCCGUUAUACGUAUGAGGUGUUGACUGAUGUCAUUACAGUUUCAAAAUGUGGUCCAGUUAAGGUUUUUUCCAACUUGGAGGAACUGGAGAAACAUAUUUUUCUAGCCUCAGAUUUGAGGUGGUAGCUGUACAUCAACAGAACAUUGUGGUUCGACUGAGAGGAAAACUGUACAAAUGGGGGCAGAUUAGAUGGAUAUGAAAGCCGUUACCCAAAAAAAUUACUUCUUACAUUUUUAAAUUUCACAUUUCAGGUUGAACUAUUUCCAAGUCAAGCCAAUGAACUACAACUUUUAGAGAAAGUAGUGAAGGAUUUGAACAGUAAUAAUGUCUGUUAUACUCAAAGUAAGUGCUAUGCUAAUCAGUAGGUGUUUGGUAAAUGUCUUUGUUAUGGUUUUGUGCUACAUCGGUUUUUAAGGAGUAACUUGAUUUGCAAUUGUCUUUUUCAUCAUUAUCAAAGGCUACAAAUAAUAUUAGGUAUCCCGAAGCUUUUAAUUUUAAAACCCCCAAUAAUUACCACUUGUCAAUAAUUUGGACAAAAGUGGACAAACACAACGUCUCAAUGUCAAAUUACAACAUCUUCCUAUUUUAGCAAUAGUAUCAUGAAUAGACACCAGCUGCAUUCUGCACAUUAUCCAUGCUAUGUUUCUGAAUUCUUUAUUAGCACACAUUUAAAGCCAAUACACUUAAACAAAUAUUAGGCGAUUUUAUAUUUAUGCUUUAUAGAUCUGGAAAGUCAUUCAUGUAGCUAAGAAAAGCUUUUUAUGAAAAUGCUACAUAUGAAGUUCAUCUAACAGCUACUUACUGAUUCUUGGCCAGAAGUCAACUAGCUGUUUACACAUGAAACUAUUUCAUAGUUUCACAAACUCUCAAAUGUACGUUUUUACAACAAAAAAUGUUUGGGGAUCAGGGUGUUAGAAAUUUAAAAUGAAUGUUAUACAUUUCUAAAGUAAUCAGUGUCUGUUCCCCCAAAUUGCUAACCCUCAAUAUCACAUUUUUUUCUAAAGGAUUUUUCCAUUUCAGCCAUGCUAGCUUAACCAUCUCUGGCUGCUAGCUGUAUAUCUAGCUCAUAAAUGUCAGACAUUUUUGUCUUUCUGCCUUAAUGUUUUGCUACAAAUUGAACAACAUGUAGUUUGCAUUUCUCUGAAACACAAAGUGGCUGUUCUGUAAACUGUGAUAGUUCAAGAGAAGUGACGUGUUGAAACGUACCUGGGUCACUCGCUAUUUGGCUAACAACACUGUUCAGUCGCUAAGCUAGAGUUUGUUACCAUUCAGCAAUUUGUUGUUACAAACGCCUUAAAUGCCUAUAACCUACAUUUUAAAACGGAGACCUAAAUUGUGCCUUUCGGAUGCUUUUUAUUUCUCUAUAUUUUUGGCAUUUUUAAAACACGUGCCUUUUGUAAAGUAGUUGGUGACGAUUCGCCUGAUUCCACCUUCAAUCGUUGUGCCGUUACGUGUCGCGAACACACCCCUGCCAAAGUGGACACUUAUAGAUCCUUUGUGGAUACGUGAAGCAAAUAGAUAUUUCAAAUGAAAUAGUGUAUUAUGUGCAUGUUUUUGGAUUACAAACGUGGUCUUUUUUUUUUUUUUUUUGGGAAAAUUGUACAUGCUGUGUAAAUAAUCCUUAUUUUAUGGUACACCGACAUUCAUCGCCGUUGAGUGGGUUGUGGGGGGUUGUACUUGAGAAGCCUUUUACAAUCAUUUGUUUUUAGUAUAUAUAUUAUAUAUAAAUGUGGAUGAGUGUUAGCCUUCUUUUGUGCUCUUGCUGUACGACAGUUGCUCGCUUUUUUUCUCUCGUUAUGUGGUGCUUGUACAUUUGUCGAAUGUUUUGACCUUACAUACAUAUUUUCACGUUUUAGCGUGACCUUUUCGGAUCAGAGCGCCUUACAUCUAUUGGAUCGCAAAAGCAUUAUUUUCUCAAAACACGUCAAAAUUUAGGCAGUACAGUUCGGUUUCGCUCCGGGUUCAAUAACGCUAAAUCAUGACAGCAAGAUAAUAAUUUCUUCUUACUUCAGGUUGACAAAAAUGCACAACAAUAUUUCAACUCCCCGCCGUACCGCGACAAUCGUUCAUAGCUGAAUAGCCUAUCUUACUGAGGCUUGCAAUGUGUAUCAAUGCUGUCCUAGAAACAUCUUUGGUGAAGUUUUGUUUUGUAUAACUUUACUUGAAUCAAAGCAUUUCUUAGCCUGAUAAAGCACUAAGAUGCCUUUCUUAUUGAAGAAGUGCCAUAAAUGUUCAGUAUUGAUUUUACAAAUGUGUUUUGACCUCAGUUAAAUGUAAGAGAUUCGUCGCCUCCUCAGGUUGGGUCGUCUUACGAAGAAGUAUAACUACCCACACUACACAUUGACCCCCUCUGAGUAUCUCAGGGUCGCGGUCUGGAUUCACUUGCCCCCCCACACGUUUGCGUACAGCGUCGAAGAAUUUUACCUCAGCCUAUGCUGCACAGGCAGACGCAUUUUGUACUUGCACAGACAAACGGCCUCCUUGUGCUUUUUCUGAAGCAGACACCAGCAAAGCCGAUUUGAGGGAAGGGUGAACAAAACCGCCUCGGCCUUAGUUUUCUACGGACCCUCAGGCACGGAGAAGCACUGGCUCAAUGUUUUUGCUGUUCCCAGUGUCUUUACUCCCUGUGGAUCAGGCUAAACGUUCAGAUUUGUAAUUUACUUAGUGUUUUAUUAUUAUUGUUGUUUUUUUUUUUGUAUGAGUGAUGCUAUUUCAUUACGAUGAACAAUAAAAUGUGAAAAGAGAAAUAAAAUUGUCUUGUUUUUUUA
Poeciliopsis prolifica (blackstripe livebearer) is the source of this 5983-nucleotide messenger RNA. RefSeq names its product solute carrier family 38 member 4 (gene slc38a4). Gene Ontology annotation, biological process: amino acid transmembrane transport. The record is from RefSeq and is a predicted model, not a curated record. Bases 443 to 2074 code for a protein of 543 amino acids. The transcript is spliced from 17 exons. Gene Ontology annotation, molecular function: amino acid transmembrane transporter activity. NCBI's taxonomy places the organism in Eukaryota, Metazoa, Chordata, Actinopteri, Cyprinodontiformes, Poeciliidae.